Molecule: messenger RNA, 726 nt
Organism: Prunus armeniaca (apricot)
Lineage: Eukaryota; Viridiplantae; Streptophyta; Magnoliopsida; Rosales; Rosaceae
Source: the annotation of a GenBank genome assembly
AUGACGAGGGCGGCUCUCUUUCACUUACUGCGAUCACAGUCCAAGCAGCUCGCAUCCUCAAACUUCCUUUCAGGUUAUCAACCUUGUAGGUCUGGAGCCUUGGCACUUGGCCUGAACACCAAACCCUGUUUCAACUCUGGCUUUGAUAUCAAUGCUUCCCAGAAAAGAUGGGCUUCUCAUGCCACAACAAAAGAGGAUGAUGGGAAAAUCAGCAUUGGACCACGUAGAGGCGGCGAAGUUGGGGAAGAUGGAAAAGACUCUGGGGUUGUCUACUAUGGUCCGAUCUCAUCUACUAUCAAGAAAGUGAAACUUCUCUCGCUUUCAACCUGCUGCCUUUCUGUCUCUUUAGGCCCAGUGAUAACCUUUAUGACAUCUCCGGGUAUGAAUGUGAUCUUGAAAGGUGCUGUGGCAUCUUCAGUGAUAUUCUUGAGUGCUUCUACCACAGCCGCCCUUCACUGGUUCGUGACCCCAUACAUCCACAAGCUGAGAUGGAAGCCUGGUUCAGACAGUUUUGAGGUGGAAAUGUUGUCAUGGCUUGCAACAUACAUUCCAAGGACCAUUAAGUUUUCUGAUAUCCGGCCAGCAGAAACCAAUAGGCCUUUUGUGACUUUUAAGGCCAAUGGAAACUUUUACUUCGUCGACCCUGAUCAUUGCCAUAACAAGGCUUUGCUAGCAAGACUGACUCCACAGAAAGCAACUCAGGAAUCAGCUUUUAAGAAUUUGUGA